AAAUUGGACGGCAGUGAUUAAAUUGUCGGAGAAGUGAAAGUCACAGAGCAGUGAGGGUAUCAGCUAUGGACCCUCCUUGCUCACAUGCAGGAUUUAUAGGCAAAAAUCUCCGUAGUUGUAGAGUCCAAUGCUUCAGUGUGAGUCAGGCCGACGCCUCAUCCCAACUCCAAAACCACCCUUUUUAGACUAAUCUCUUCUUCCCUUCCGUCUCUCUUUCUAUUUUAUCUCAUCAACCUUAAACCUCAACUCUAAACAGUAAAAAAGCUUCUCAUUUUUCCUUCAUCUCUGCUGCAAUGUUAAGCGACAAAAAAAAGCUGAUCCUUAACACCGUUUCAGUCAGCAUAGGCUGCAGCAGCUGCAAGAGAUCCAAGCUCGCUAGUUUUUUCAGCCCCAAACCCAAAUCCAAAUCCAAACCCAAAUCCAAACCCAAAUCUAAUUCCCAAUCUCUUUACAACUCUUCUUCUUCGAGCUCUUCCAAGAAAGCAGCCACCCAUUAUUAUUUCUCGGAAACCGCCACCUCUUUUUCUCCCAGCACUGACACUCCUCGUUGCUGGGACAUGGACACCGAUGACACAGACCACGACAGUAAGGGUUCAAUGUCAACUGUACGAGGUUUUGGUCGUGUCGGAGGGGAGAGUCUAGCAGUGGAGAAGGACUCCGACGACCCUUAUUUGGACUUCAGGCACUCCAUGUUGCAAAUGAUACUGGAGAAAGAGAUAUAUUCGAAAGAUGAUUUGAGAGAGCUUCUCAACUGUUUCUUGGAGCUGAAUUCGCCUUAUUACCAUGGGAUUAUUAUUAGAGCUUUCACGGAGAUCUGGAACGGGGUUUUCAACGUCAAGCCUGGUGGUGGCGGCGCCGUUGCUUCCCCAGAGCUGCAUUUCGGGUUCAGGCCAUGUGACUUCUAGGUGUCGCUGUUGCUACGUUAUCUAUGGUCUCUUUCUCCUUUUUUUUUUUUCCUUAGCUUCAAGUACAGUGCAAUAGGUUAAUAAUAAAUUAGUUAAAUGUCUGACUAUUGCUUAUAAACGCUUGUUAAGGUAGUAUUUAAAGAAAUAUUUUCGAGUUUAAUGCAAUAGUAAGUUGUGAAUGUGAAGGCUUGGAAAUAUUUCUUUAAAUAAAAUCAUUUUAACAAGUGUGUUUAUGGCACGUUUUAACUUACUUCAUUAAUAUCUCGUCUCCCAACAUUAAAGGUAGAGAAGUAGAAUGCGUAAAAGACCCACUAAAAUAUAGUAUUGUGGGUCAUAUACAUUUAGAAGUUAAUAUUUGAGCUUUGGAAAUGGAAGACUGUUCUAUUAUUUACUUCUGACAAGUUGAUAAAUAUAUAAAUGAUGGUGAAGUAAUCUUGAUGGUACAUGAAGAGUGAGCUUAGAUACCAUUUUAGCAUCAAUUAUGAAACUUAUUAGGCCCAAAAGUAGAAGAGAUUUUGGGGGCAUUUAUCCUCUUUUGGAAAAAGAUACAUGGCAUGUUUUUAUUGGUAGUAAACUACAUUUGAGAAAGGGCAGGUUAAUGGAUAAUAAGCAAGUCAAGCUACAAGGAUUCGGUGGUGACCUGAUGGUAUAUGGAUUGCAUGAGAGUAGCAUUCAUGUAUUAUGGUAUAUUUAAUUAAUAUAAUUUGUAUGCUGGCAUUGGGAUUUGAAGAGCAGUAAUAAUUAGAGAAGAGUGUCGUUUUUGCAAA
This is a messenger RNA of Gossypium arboreum, 1672 nucleotides long. RefSeq names its product transcription repressor OFP6-like. The record is from RefSeq and is a predicted model, not a curated record. NCBI's taxonomy places the organism in Eukaryota, Viridiplantae, Streptophyta, Magnoliopsida, Malvales, Malvaceae. Bases 294 to 905 code for a protein of 203 amino acids. Gene Ontology annotation, biological process: negative regulation of DNA-templated transcription. The transcript has a single exon.